AUGGUUCUUAACCAAUUUUUGAAAACUGGCACCAGCAAUGGUAGCUUGGGAAAAGCGCAUUCUCGCUUGCAAAAGCUCCAAUACGGUGAGUUAGAGAAAGAAGGUGCGGCUUUGCAGAAAUGCUUCACUGUUUCCCCUGGAGAAUCAUAUGACACCCAAGCUAGAGUAAUUCAAUUCUCCGGUUAUCCCCCGUGGUCACCCUGGGAUUUUGUGAAAACUGGUUGGACCAUCGAGCGCAUAGGGUGGAAGGGUGAUCCUCCUGUGGGCGGCCGACCCCAAGGAUGGAACCCAGUGAUGGCCCCGUUGACCCCUUUGCCCUGGUCUAUCCUGCCAGUUGCGAGACAGUUUGGUAUUUCGACAGAGCCGAUCUACAAGACCGUCUCACUGUUCAAGUUAGUCAAGGACAAUGCCGGAAGCGAUUAUAGCGAUUAUAUCAUUCAAGUUGGGCCCGGGGUAAUCGUGUCCCAACUCAGCUCGCGCUUCUUGGGUCCACAUUGGUCUGAUGUUGCGCUUGCAGUCUAUAACCAAUAUGAGACCGCCCCGUUGAAGUAUGUCUUCCGCGUGGAUAUCACGAACGAAGUCGUGGAACGUCUGAUCAGCGAGGAGAUCUAUUCCGUCCAGACUGGCCUCGAGUGGCCCGACUCCAUUCGGCGAGAGUGGAAGGUUGGGACUGGCGAGUAUCAGGCGCUUUUGGGGAGUCCUCUAGGUCGUGGAGUAGUUGCUUUAGUCCUCAGGGGCUAUGAUCGCGGUACGAAGCUUAUUUCAUGCAUCUCCACCUUCUCGGAUGAGCACAAGGUUUCUAUGCAUCUGCUUUUCGUCAUCUCUGAUCCUCGUAAGCCAUCGAUUGAUGGGUCGACCGUCUUUCAAUGGCCUUGCAAUUGUCCACGUCUGACUCGAUAG
Messenger RNA from Penicillium daleae, 900 nucleotides. RefSeq lists its product as uncharacterized. The record is from RefSeq and is a predicted model, not a curated record. The coding region runs from base 1 to 900 and encodes 299 amino acids. Lineage: Eukaryota; Fungi; Ascomycota; Eurotiomycetes; Eurotiales; Aspergillaceae. The transcript has a single exon.